GAACUUGCAUGCCAGCGUCUGUCAAGUCGGUCUUUCUGCAAGCAAGUGCGGCGUGUACAAGAACAUCUGAAAAUGUCGACAAAAGUGUCAAGAGAUACACUCUAUGAGUGCGUCAAUGGCGUUCUGGCCAGUUCGAAGGCGAAUAAACGUGGCUUCCUGGAGACAGUGGAAUUGCAAAUUGGCCUGAAGAACUACGAUCCGCAGAAGGAUAAGCGUUUCUCCGGCACCGUUAAGCUAAAGCACAUUCCACGCCCGAAGAUGCAGGUUUGCAUCCUUGGAGAUCAGCAGCACUGUGACGAGGCAAAGUCCAAUGAUGUUCCCUUCAUGGAUGCCGAGGCUCUGAAGAAGCUCAACAAGAAUAAGAAGUUGGUGAAGAAACUGGCCAAGAAGUACGAUGCCUUCCUGGCCUCUGAGUCUCUCAUCAAGCAAAUCCCACGUUUGCUGGGUCCGGGUUUGAACAAGGCCGGAAAGUUCCCUGGGCUGCUGUCUCACACUGAGUCAAUGACCCAGAAGAUCGAUGAGGUCAAGGCCACCAUCAAGUUCCAGAUGAAGAAGGUGCUGUGCCUGUCCGUAGCCGUUGGCCAUGUCAAUAUGCCCACUGAUGAACUGGUGCAGAAUGUCCAUCUGUCCAUCAACUUCUUGGUGUCACUGCUGAAGAAGCACUGGCAAAAUGUGCGAUCUCUGCACAUUAAAUCAACCAUGGGACCCCCACAGCGGCUCUACUAAGCACUAUUUUGUUGCCGGAAUGCAAUAAAGGCGAAAAAUAAUGCGAGAA
Messenger RNA from Phlebotomus papatasi, 775 nucleotides. It is a transcript of the gene RpL10Ab, whose product is annotated as 60S ribosomal protein L10a. The coding region runs from base 73 to 726 and encodes 217 amino acids. Gene Ontology annotation, molecular function: RNA binding; structural constituent of ribosome. Gene Ontology annotation, biological process: translation. NCBI's taxonomy places the organism in Eukaryota, Metazoa, Arthropoda, Insecta, Diptera, Psychodidae. The record is from RefSeq and is a predicted model, not a curated record. The transcript is spliced from 3 exons. Gene Ontology annotation, cellular component: large ribosomal subunit.